Malus domestica (apple) is the source of this 1741-nucleotide messenger RNA. RefSeq names its product protein FLX-like 2. NCBI's taxonomy places the organism in Eukaryota, Viridiplantae, Streptophyta, Magnoliopsida, Rosales, Rosaceae. The record is from RefSeq and is a predicted model, not a curated record.
UGCAAAGGAGUUCUCAUCUUCUUCUUUUCUUUCUUUUCUUUCUGUCAUUGCUUUCGUAAAACCAAACAUCCCUCUCUACUCUCUCACUAGGGCAGAGCACGAAAAGCACUUUAAAUUUCGCCACAGAAGACCAAGUUUUCUGUCAACCAUUGAUCAAAAAAAGUUGGUGUAUUGUUAGGGAAGUUAGGGUGAAUUGGGGAAAAAAAUGGGAAGCAAAGGUCGAAUCCCGCCUUCUCACAUGCGUCGGCCGCUUCCUGGACCCGACCCGUUUGGCCCGGGCAUACGGCCGCCCCAUGGCGCCUAUCCUCCGUUUGAUAUGUUGCCUCCUCCACAAGUUAUGGAGCAGAAGCUGGCUGCACAGCAUGUGGAGAUGCAGAGGCUUGUGGUGGAGAAUCAGAGGCUCGCCGCCACCCACGGAAGCCUGAGGCAGGAGCUGGCGGGUGCCCAACAUGAGUUGCAGAUAUUACAUGCCCAGAUAGGAGCUAUCAAGUCUGAGAGAGAACAGCAGAUGAGGAGCCUUGUGGAUAGUAUAGCCAAGAUGGAAGCUGACCUAAAGUCAGCCGAGCCUGUUAAGGCGGAGCUACAGAAGGCUCGAGCCGAGGCCCAGAGCUUGGUUGUUUCAAGGCAAGAACUGAUUGCCAAAGUGCAACAACUCGGGCAGGAUCUUCAGAGGGCUCAUGCGGAUGUACAGCAGAUUCCAGCUUUAGUUGCACAGCUUGAUGGACUGAGGCAGGAAUAUCAGCUCUGCAGGGAUACAUAUGACUAUGAAAAGAGAUUAUACAGCAACCACCUUGAAUCACUUCAGUGCAUGGAGAAGAACUAUGUUACCAUGGCUAGGGAGGUGGAAAAGCUCCGAGCAGAGUUACUGAAUAAUUCUAAUGUUGAUCGGAGAACUGGUGCCACAUAUUAUGGAACCCCGGGAAAUAAUGAGAACGAGGCUAUUGGGCAGGCUUUAGGACAAAAUGGUUUUGAAGAUAGCUAUGGUGUUCAACAGCAGGGACGUGCCACCUUCCCUCCUGCUACGGCUGCGGCUGUUGCCGGCGCUGGCGGUGCUGCCACCGCCAAGACCCCUCCAUUAGUUGGAGCUCAAUCUGGACCUCCUGGAAGGACUGUUUAUGACGCACCGAGGGGGCCUGGUUAUGAUCCUUCGGGUGGACCUGCUCAUGAUGCACAGAGAGGACCUGCUUAUGAUCCACAAAGAGGACCUGCUUAUGAUCCACAGAGAGGACCUGCUUAUGACGCACAGAGACCUGGAUAUGAUAUACAGAGAUCGGGUUAUGAAGUGCAAAGAGUGCCUGGUUAUGAUCCAACCCGGGGUGUCAACUAUGAUGCACAGUCUAGAGCUGCUGCUGGCGGUCCUCAAGGACAUGUGCCCACAGGCAAUGUGCCUUAUGGUUCUGCAACACCACCUACUCGCGGGGGAACUGGAUAUGAGGCACCACCACCUCGAGGACCGGGAGGGGGAAACCCUGUUCGAAGAUGAGCUCAAGUCGUCGAACCAAAAGAUUAUCGCAGAAAUAGUGUAGUAGUUAGGAUGUCCGAAAUUUGUCAAAAUUUCCUCUGAAUCUCCAAUCAUCUGCUACCUUGAAUAACAUGUUUUUUUUGGGGCCAUUCUGGUCUUCCGCUACUUUCUUCGAUUUUUGUAUAUGGUUGGGAAAAAUAUUCUGUUACUACUUGUGAUACAGGCAACCGGACACGGUUUGUAAUUGAUAUUCAAAUGAGAAGAAAAUUGUUAGCAGUC